This is a messenger RNA of Beta vulgaris subsp. vulgaris (sugar beet), 1314 nucleotides long. RefSeq lists its product as uncharacterized. Gene Ontology annotation, biological process: ubiquitin-dependent protein catabolic process. Gene Ontology annotation, molecular function: ubiquitin protein ligase activity. The coding region runs from base 1 to 1314 and encodes 437 amino acids. The transcript has a single exon. The record is from RefSeq and is a predicted model, not a curated record. NCBI's taxonomy places the organism in Eukaryota, Viridiplantae, Streptophyta, Magnoliopsida, Caryophyllales, Amaranthaceae.
AUGGAAACAUGCAAUGCUUCUGUAACAAACAUGUUAAGUUUGCACUCAAAAGCACAGCUCAAAAACCUAAGACUCUUUCUUUGGAAUGCACCCAUUGAUGAAGGCUUGUUUGUGUUCAACAUCACUUCUCUUACUACAGAAAAAAUCAUACAUCAUGUUAUUGUUAGAUUCGAGUUGUGCUAUCUCUAUGAAAAUAAAUUUCUUGAUUUAGCCAUACAAGUAGUUAUGGAUGCCGAGGUUUUUGGCCGUAAAGCAAGUGGGUUACUUGUUCAACAAGUCUCCGAUUAUUUCGCGAGUUGCUUUCGAUUUUGUGAGGUUGGUUAUGUUGAUCUUGGUGUUGUUGUUUUCGUGGCGGAUGUUGUUGUUGAUGGUCAUGAGCUAGAGGAAAAAGAUGUACUAUCUGCAUGUAGGGCUCUUUCUCGCAUUGUUGAUAGUCAUAGUUUCUUGCAUAAGUUACUGGAAGACGAGGAAGAAGUUGUUGAAGAUGAUCAAUAUCAAAGAAUAGAUGAGACUAUUGUUGCUUUGGAGGCUAUUCAUAUUGGUCAUGAUGAUGAUUAUCAUGGUUUUCAUGUUGAAGAUGAUGAUGAACUUUCUGAAAAUAUUGAUUAUCAAGAAGAACAAGGACAUGAAGGACGUAGUUCUAGUGAUUAUGAUGAUAGUAUUAUUGAAGUUCCUAGUGAAGAUGUUCUUAGUGAUUCUGAUGAUUACAAUUCUUUUCUAGAGAGGCUAUUCGAUGAUGAUUAUGAUGUAGAUCAUAAUGAUGUUAACUAUGUUGAUGAUGUUCACGAGAUUCCUCCUACUAAUUGGGUCAGUACCAUGGAGAGUACAUUGGAUUAUGCUGUUAUUAAUGUUAAUUCUGGAAAUUAUUCUGACGAGGAAAAUGAUCAACAUACUAAUAUUAUUACUUUCUGUUCCGAGCUAGAGGAUGUUGAUGAGACUAAUGCAGAUGAAUUCAACCAUAUUCUUAACAUUUUAAGGCGGUGGCUGCAUCACGAAGAAGAAGAGCAUGGUACUUCAAUUCUGGAAGCUGAAAGUUCACGAACAACUGAAAGUACUAAGGUUUCACAAGAUCAUAGUGUAAGAAAGAUUUUAUUGAAGAUCAAACCAACAAUAGAACUAGUAAAUGCGAAGGAAUUAACCGAAGAUAGUAUUUGUUCUAUUUGCCUUGAGAAAAUUUCAAGUGAAGGAGAAAAUAUAAAGAUCAGUCGUUGUAAACAUGUGUUUCAUAGAAACUGCAUAUUCAAAUGGCUUUCGAAGAAACAAUCAUGUCCUUGUUGUCGUUUGAGUAGUUUAACAGACGUGUAUUGUAAUUAG